AUGCGGCCCGUCAUACCCCAGACCCGCGCCGACACUGCUUCUCGGGUUACUAUAAAGAACAUUCCUCUCGGUGUUACUGAGGCUCAGCUGAAAGCGAAUCUAUCUAAGCAUGGAGAUAUCCGCGUUCAUAUGUUUUCUCCUGCAACAGAAUACGGCUUAGGCUGGGCCUGGGUGACUUGCGAGAAGCACGAAGAUGUAGAGAAGAUGCUGGCGUGUGCAGCAGAGAGAAAAGAGAAAGCAGCAGCAGAAAUGAGAGAGAGAGCUAAACAAACAACAAAAAAAACAGAUGCUGCUGCAGCAGCAGCAGCAGCAGCAGAAGAAACUGAAGCAGCAGCAACUGCAGCAGCAGCAGCAGAAACUUCUGCUGAUGACGCAAAAAGCAGCGAAUGCUCCGAGGGAGCCAGCGACGCAUAA
Molecule: messenger RNA, 414 nt
Organism: Eimeria mitis
Lineage: Eukaryota; Apicomplexa; Conoidasida; Eucoccidiorida; Eimeriidae
Exons: 2
Coding region: 1-414 (137 amino acids)
Molecular function (GO): RNA binding
Source: RefSeq, a predicted model, not a curated record